CGUUUGUCGAUCUCCAUGUAGGGAGAGUGUAGGACGAUCGAUCACCGAAAAAAGCAUUUUGUUGUGAUCGUCUACGUUGUCGAGACGCUUAAAGAAACGUUAAAUCUUUUAUACAAAUGUAUUUAGCUGAAGAUAAUUGCAAAUAGGAAAAAUAAUUAAAAAUCAUUUGUUGAAACGAAGCUUUUAAGCAAAAUUAAAGACGUUAUAUUUGUGCUGUGCGGUUGAUUGACGCAUGUUUGUAAUGCGUGCACCCGGAGGCCACAGUGGUCUCUCGGGAGUAAGUUCCCAUAGACGAGUCACUCUAACUUACUUGUGGGCUAUAAUAUUUGCCGUAUAUUUAAUUACAAUAACACAAAAUCAUGGAACAUUUGUAGAAGCAAGGGAAACUAAUAAAAGCUGCAAUCAAACGAUUUGUGACUGUAAAGGUCUUAAGGGACAUCAGGGUUCUAUGGGUCCUAAAGGUUUUCCUGGUCAGGAAGGCUCUCCAGGAGAUAUGGGCCCAACAGGUCCACCAGGUCGACCAGGUGAAAUCGGCGAUGCUGGCGAAUAUGGAGAACAAGGCGAAAAAGGACAACGCGGUGACGCUGGUGAGACUGGUUUACCUGGAAUGCAUGGACCAACUGGUCGACCUGGUGAUGACGGUUCUCAAGGUCCACGUGGUAUUGAUGGUUGUGACGGUAAGGAAGGCUUGCAAGGAAUACCAGGUUUACCUGGCCGAUAUGGCUCUCGUGGUCCUCUUGGAAAACCCGGUUCUGCUGGUGUAGUUGGUGAUGCUGGCGAAGGUGGUAUAAACUCAAAGGGUACGAAAGGAAGUCGUGGUGAGCAUGGUGAGCAUGGUUUAUCUGGUCAGCAAGGUCUGUCUGGUGUAAAGGGUUAUAAGGGUGCCACUGGGUAUCCUGGUAUAGAAGGCGCGAAAGGUGAUGAAGGAUUAAAGGGCUAUAAAGGUGAAAUGGCGGAGCCAGUCAACCUACAAUUAAUGCUUGAAGGUGCUCAUGGUGAAAAAGGUGAACCUGGUGAUGCUGAAGAGAAUGAACUUAAAUACGCUGAUGUAAUAAAAGGCUACAAAGGUGAAAGAGGUUUUCCUGGAAUAAAUGGGGUAUCAGGAGUACAGGGCGAAACUGGUGAAUUUGGUCGACAAGGCUUACCAGGUGCUCGUGGUGAUAUUGGUGAACGUGGUGAGCGUGGAAAGCCAGGUAAGCCUGGUGAGCCAGGUUUUUCCGGCGAAAAAGGAGUUAAAGGUGCGCCUGGAUAUAAUGGAAAUAGUGGAGAAGAUGGUUUGCCUGGAAUACGUGGUGAAAAUGGUUUUGAUGGAACUCCAGGAGUUCAAGGUCCAGUAGGCCCACCUGGUAUAUAUGACCCUUAUCUGGAUAAGGCUUAUCCCGGUCCACAGGGUCCUCAAGGUGAUAUUGGAGAACAAGGUGAUCCGGGCGUAACUGGUAUCCCAGGAAGACCUGGGCGUCGUGGACCUGUGGGUCCGGCCGGUCCUCCGGGUGAUACGGGUCUAGAUGGUUUGCAAGGUCGUCGUGGAGUCAGUGUUAAAGGUGAUGAAGGUGACUACGGUUUAAUUGGAUUUCCUGGACCAAUAGGUGCAACAGGUGGACCUGGCCCUAAAGGUCGUGUUGGUCAAAGAGGUAAUCCUGGUUUAAAUAUUAGAGGUAAAAAAGGUUUUGCUGGACAAAAUGGAAUACCUGGUGCAUUUGGAUACCGUGGUGAUCGCGGUGAAGUUGGUUUACCAGGUGAAAAAGGUUUACCUGGAGUUGGUGUAAAUGUUGUCGGACCUCCUGGUUUUGAAGGGCCACCAGGUCCUCGUGGCCAACCUGGAGAUGAUGGUUACCGAGGAUUUGAUGGCAAUCCUGGUGAUAAAGGUAUUCGUGGUGAUGACUGUGGAAUAUGUCCGGCUGGUCCUCAAGGCACUAAAGGGUUACAAGGAGAUGCUGGUCGUCCUGGUGAUCAUGGAAGAAGAGGACAACAAGGUUUAACAGGUCAACGUGGCCCAAAAGGUUCAUCUGGCUUACCUGGUCGAAAAGGUUACAAAGGAGAGGCUGGUACAAAUGGAAUUCCUGGUGACCGUGGGCAAAUAGGAUCUCCUGGUCGACAUGGUAUUGUAAUACCUAUUAAAAAUCUUGCUCAAAAAAUUCCAGGCGACCAAGGUGAUAUUGGUGAACGUGGUGAACAAGGACAGGAAGGCGAUAGAGGACAGGAUGGUAGACACGGAUGGAGGGGUGAAAAAGGUGAAACAGGCCUACGUGGCGAAUAUGGUGAUUCUGGAAGGCCAGGUAUUAAUGGUAAUAAAGGUGCAAGAGGCAGAAACGGAUUACCUGGAAGAAAUGCACAAGUUCCUAAAGAAUUCUUAGUUGGUGAAUCUGGUUACAAUGGAAGCGGAGGUGCACGUGGUGAAGUUGGUGAUAAAGGCACUAAGGGCGAUAAAGGCGAACCAAAUCCUGGACAAAUAUAUGACAAUAAGGGUGAACCUGGUGACAAAGGCUUUGAGGGACAAAUAGGUGCUAAAGGUUUUCAAGGAGAUAUGGGAGUGCCAGGCAUUUCAGGCAUUCGUGGUGAUAUAGGUUUACCUGGACCAACAAUUGAGGGACCUAUGGGAUUUAAAGGCUGGUCGGGUGUUAUUGGUGACUUUGGCAAUCACGGUGCUCCAGGUAGUCCUGGGUUGAAUGGUUUGGCUGGAUCAGAAGGCGUAAAAGGAAUAAAGGGAGUACGUGGAGAUCCAGGUCGCAAUAUAUUGCCUGGUGAUAUUGGCGUUGAUGGUGAUAUGGGUAUGAGAGGUAUAACUGGCGACAUCGGGUUUCCUGGUUAUCCGGGACGUGCUGGUGUUCUAGGAACAAAAGGUGUUAAAGGUCUUAAGGGUGAUGAUGGACAAAUGGGAUUACAAGGGUUAUCUGGUAACAAAGGCGCACGUGGAGACGUUAUAGUUGGUUACCCUGGCUUAGAGGGAGCUCCAGGAAGAGACGGUCGUACAGCGCCACAUGGUAUAAAAGGUGAUGUAGGUGAAAUUGGCGCGCUAGGUGCAAAUGGUGCUAAAGGUGUUAAAGGAAAAGUCGGAUUACCAGGACGAAGAGGUUCAAUUGGAGAUCAGGGUUUACCUGGACAACCUGGUCAGAUUGGCCCUGUAGGCUGGGGUGGUAUACCUGGUAACCAAGGCGACAGAGGUGACAUUGGUCAAAAUGGAAGAUAUGGUGAUAUGGGUUCAAGAGGCCAAAUGGGUAACAUAGGUUCAAAAGGUCAAACUGGAGAUGCGGGACCAGUUGGUCAUGCUGGUACGUAUGGUAGGCACGGCAGAAAAGGUCAAAUGGGAGAUAGAGGUUUAAUUGGUCAAAGAGGUAACAAAGGAAUAUCUGCCCGAAGUGGUAUUAAAGGUCAAAUGGGAACACCAGGGCCAACUGGUAUUCAAGGUUACGCAGGAAUUGAAGGUCAAAAAGGACAAAAAGGUUCAGAGGGAGAUACACCUAUUGCUUAUGACGGGCUUGUUGGCUUUAAGGGACCAACCGGUGAACCAGGCCGCAUAGGUCUACAUGGUUUAAAAGGCGUUAAGGGUGAAAGAGGAGACUAUGGAUAUACAGGUGCUCCAGGAAACAUUGGUGAUAACGGUUUCCCUGGUUUACCAGGCAGAAAUGGUAGAAAUGGUGCUCCUGGUAGAAAAGGCAGCGAUGGGCCAAUUGGUUUAGAAGGUCUUCAAGGCGCACAAGGUGAAAUAGGUGAUACAGGAUUCGCUGGCAACGUAGGAAUCAAAGGUGAUUACGGUGAUAUGGGUUUAGUUGGUGCAGAUGGCGCAAAAGGAGAACGUGGUGAAAUAGGUGAACAAGGACGACCAGGUAUAACAUUAGAUGGGUAUGCUCAGCGAGGCGACAAAGGUGAACAAGGAUUAAUGGGACAGAUGGGACCAAUGGGUGACCAAGGUUCACUUGGUGAUUCUGGUUAUGAUGGUAGAAAAGGAGAAAUUGGUGAAAUUGGUUUAGACGGAGUUACUGGCAUUGAUGGAUAUAUUGGCAUUAAAGGCGGAGUUGGUGACAAAGGUUCGAUUGGUUUACCAGGUCCAAUAGCUGCUUUCAUCGAAAAUGGUGAGGUAGGUGAUUCAGGUUAUGAUGGGCUUGGUGGUCGACCAGGAUUACCUGGGCAAAAAGGUGCCCCUGGCGAGCAAGGUGAUAAUGGAAAUGCCGGCUUAAUUGGUUUACCUGGCCCAAGCUUACAGGGUCCAGUUGGUGGAGUUGGUGAUAUUGGAUAUCCUGGUCCAGCUGGUAGAAGUGGAUUAAAUGGAAGAGCAGGUCCCAAAGGUGUACGUGGUGAUACAGGUAUUCAGGGCCAACGUGGUGAACCUGGUUUUGCAAUAUUAGGUAGACGUGGUGAUGCUGGUGAUUACGGUUUCGAAGGUGCUCGUGGUUAUGAUGGAAUUAAAGGUCAACAGGGAGAAAGAGGGAUACCGGGUAGAAAUGGUCUAAUGGGUCCACGUGGCCAGCUUGGUGCCACUGGAGAUCAAGGUUGGAGUGGAAUAGAUGGUCUUCCUGGCUUAGAUGGGCUUAAAGGUGAACCUGGUAUAACAUUCCCCUUCGACUACGCUCGUAAAGGUGACCGAGGUGAACCUGGCUUAGAAGGCUUUAAAGGCCAAAUAGGUGACAUGGGUGUUCAAGGUAUAGCUGGCAGAAUAGGCCUACGUGGAAUGAAAGGUUUUCAAGGUGAGCAAGGCCAGAUGGGUAUAGCUGGGCGAGAUGGACCACAGGGAGACAUAGGUAUGAUUGGUCAACCUGGUUUAGCUGGACAAACAGGACCAGCAGGACCUAAGGGCCCCGUAGGCGAUCCAGCGCCACCACCACCCCGUUCAAAAAGUCGCGGUUUUAUAUUUGUGCGACACUCACAAACGGUACGAAUUCCUGAUUGUCCAGCUAAUACAGGUAAAUUAUGGGAAGGAUACUCAUUGGCUGGAAAUAUUGCUAGUAGUCGUACAGUUGGACAAGACUUGGGAUCAUCGGGUUCAUGUUUAAUGCAGUUUACCACUAUGCCCUACAUGAUGUGCGAUGUAAACAAUGUAUGUAAUUACGCACAGAACAAUGAUGACAGUAUGUGGCUUGCAACAGAUGAACCAAUGCCCAUGCAAAUGACGCCAAUUCAAUCAAAAGAUUUGCGUAAUUAUAUAUCUCGUUGUGUUGUGUGCGAAACAACGACACGCGUUAUAUCUCUUCACAGUCAAAGUAUGUCUAUACCAGAUUGUCCAAAUGGAUGGGAAGAGAUGUGGACUGGUUAUAGUUAUCUUAUGACUACAACCGACAACACUGGCGGUUUUGGACAAAAUCUGGUGUCACCUGGAUCAUGUCUUACAGAAUUCCGUAGCAACCCUGUUAUUGAAUGUCAUGGCCAUGGCCGCUGCAGUUACUAUGAUCCUGUAGCAUCUUUCUGGUUAGCUGUUAUACAUGAAAAUGAAAUGUGGAGCGCACCAAGACCACAAACACUAAAAGCAGACCACACCAGUAAGAUUAGCAGGUGUACUGUCUGUCGCCGUCGCAAUGAUUCAUUUGUUACACGCCUUCCGGAUGCUGGCAGCGUUGCAAAAGAAUUAAGACGAGCUCCUGAAAGAGUUAUUCCUGUGCACCGUCCAGAAGCAGUGCCAAGCUCAAAUCAGUACCCUAAUUACCGGCAGUACAAUUUCCAAAACAAUUACAGACGUCCAAAUCCAAACGGUGCCUACAACUAUGGAGAACAAAACCGUGUGAACCGAAUUCGACGUCCACGUGAGGACACUUAUGCACCAUAAAACAGCUGUUGAUAAAGAAAACUAAACACCACAAAAAAACUAAAAUUAAUUUAAGAUUUAACCAAAGUUUAAACAAUUUCUGCCAUUUCUAUGCUUUAAUUAAAUUUAUACCCUUAUAGUUACUUUAAUGAAUAACAUUUAAAAAUAAUGUCGUUGGUUUGUGAUUAAAUAUGAAACUUCAAGAUAAAUUCAAACACUUCGCACUAUUAGAACACCUAAAUUCUCCAUUGAGAAUCGGCUUGCUCCAAUUUUCGGUAAGAAUUCAAAUUGUUCUUACACACCGAAUUGCUGGAGAAUAGCGUACCAUUAACUGUUUUUUUUUUGUAAUAUUAAUAUACAGAUAAAAAGAAUUUUUAAUUAAUGUAUA
Molecule: messenger RNA, 6122 nt
Organism: Teleopsis dalmanni
Lineage: Eukaryota; Metazoa; Arthropoda; Insecta; Diptera; Diopsidae
Gene: vkg
Product: collagen alpha-1(IV) chain
Exons: 10
Coding region: 233-5755 (1840 amino acids)
Cellular component (GO): collagen trimer
Molecular function (GO): extracellular matrix structural constituent
Source: RefSeq, a predicted model, not a curated record